This is a messenger RNA of Lactuca saligna, 1020 nucleotides long. The record is from the annotation of a GenBank genome assembly. Lineage: Eukaryota; Viridiplantae; Streptophyta; Magnoliopsida; Asterales; Asteraceae.
AUGGAAGAGUUUCCGGAAGGUGGUUUUUUCAAAGGAAAGAAUUUUGUUUUUGAUCAUAGGGUUUCGGUUGCCAGCUCAGAUCCAAGAAUCUUGGGGAGUUGUCUGGUGUGUGAAAUCCCGUUUGAUGAUUAUUCUUCUAGAAGCCGAUGUAAUUUCUGUCGGAUGUUGGUGUUGGUGUGCCACUCGUGCGAGGGUAAAAAUGGAAAGUUAUUUGUUUGUGAGUUAUGUCAGAAAUACGGUAAACAUGGAAAAAAUUCAAAUGGAGAAAAUUCAAAUGGAAAAAAUUCAAAUGUCAUUAUCGCCCCUCGGAAAAAACUUAGGGUUUUAUGCUUACAUGGGUUCCGACAAAACGCGUCUAGUUUCAAAGGGCGAACCGCGUCUUUUGUUAAAAAACUAAAAAACAUCGCCGAGUUUGUUUACAUCGACGCGCCACAUCAGCUCCGGUUCAUCUACCAAGAGAAAAACGACGCUGACGUGGCACUCACGCAACCGAAAUCCGGAUGCAACAGAAAGUACGCGUGGUUGAUCGAUCCGAACGAUGACGUUGACAAAAGUGGGGACGCGGGUACGGAUUGGGAAACGGGUGGGGCCCACCGUUUUGAUUGCAGACAGUACGAGCGCCAGACUGGCGGUUUUGAUGAGUCGUAUGUUUAUCUGAGAGAAAAAGUGGCGGAAGAAGGACCGUUUGAUGGGGUUUUGGGGUUUUCACAAGGGGCGGCUAUGGCGGCUUGUGUUGCUUUGAAAGGUGAGAUGGGUUUUAGAUUUGUGAUAUUGUGUUCGGGGUAUUUUUGUAAUUUUGGUGAGUUUGGUGAGGGGAGUUUGAUUAAGUGUCCUUCUCUUCAUAUAUAUGGGAGUGAUAAUGGGAAAGAUAGACAAAUAGGGUUUGAUGAGAGUAGAAGACUUGCUUUGAUGUUUGAGGAGGGGUGUUCGGUUAUGGUGGAACAUGAUUUUGGUCAUAUUAUUCCUACAAAGUCACCGUAUAUCGAUACGAUUAAAGAUUUUCUUCAACGAUUUCUUUAG